Molecule: messenger RNA, 5778 nt
Organism: Prorocentrum cordatum
Lineage: Eukaryota; Dinophyceae; Prorocentrales; Prorocentraceae
Source: the annotation of a GenBank genome assembly
GACACUCGGAGCACCCCGCCGAAGAAUUCCAAGAAUAAGAUGAAGCACGUAAAGCGCAUCACAAAAGUCGGGGACACCAUCGGCACCAAUUUAUGCCGCGAGUGGGAAGGCGACAAGGGCGAGACGUACCUUCUUGAUGUGGCGGACACGGGCAAGUAUUGGACAUGCACGCGUUGGGGAGCAGACGGCUGCUCUAAGACGUUCACCGUGGUUCCCGACGAGGUCUGUGCUUGCCGCUACCGCUGCCGCUCUGCACAAAUUGACGGGCUGCUCUUGGCAGGAAGUAUGGCCAGCCAGGAUGUCCCAGGUUCCGUUUGCCAAGUCAUACGUACAUUCAUGGGGGCGGUAAGGAUGGCUCCCCUGCUGCUCGGCACGCGGGACCGCGACAGGGCCAAGAAGGAGGCCACCGCGCUGGCCAGGGCGCCCGCCCCGAGCCCCAACUUGAGUGCAGAGGACAAGGCGGUGGACGACACGUCGGCGGCAGUGAGGUCGUCGGGCACCCCGGCAGACGGGCCCUCGGACUCCGCGUGCUGCCUGUUCUGGAUGGUCGGCGGCCCGACGCAGGCGGGCAAGGCGUCGCAGCUCGUGGCCGUCCACUCGGAGAUGGCACAGUGCGUGGAGCUGGCCGGGGCGGAGGUACUCGAGGACAGCGCCGCGUCGUGCCUGGUCCAGGUCAGGCCGCGGGCGGAGGACGGCAUGAGCGCGGAGGACGUGGCGCUGCGGCUCGGGGAGCUCCUGUGCCGGUGGGCGCGGGCGCAGCUGCCGCCCAUUCCCCUCCGCGUGGGCGUGCACACCGGCAGGCUGGCGUCCUUCGCGCUGCCUGGCACCGGCCGCAGCACCUACACCGGAGAGGCGGCGGUGGUGUGCAGGCACCUGGUGCUCUCCGCCGACCAGGACGGGGCGGUGCACUUCUCCAGCGAGGUGAGGGGCAGGCUGCGGCUGCUCGGCGCCGCGCCCGUGCUGCUGUCGCGCCAGGGCAGCUCCUACCUGCUCGACGGCGGUGCUGCGGCGGAGGCGGAGGCCACCGAGCAGGCAGCCAGCGGGACGCUGACGGAGCUCGUGGGCGAGGGCUUCGUGCCCUCGGCGAAGCAGGCCAGAGUAGGCCCCAGCUUCGUGCGCUCGGCGGGCCACGAGCAGGCGGAGCCGGCGGGCGACGGGAAGCAGAUGUCCUUCCCAGAGUUCGCGAAGCACCUCCAGGCUUACGACGUGGACGUCGCGGAGUUUGGUCGCGGUGACGCGAAGACGCUGCAGGAGUUCUACGACGAGGUCAUGGUCGACCAGGAGUCCAGUCUCAUUCUGACGGGCGACCGCCUGGAGAGGUUCGUCGAGAUUGUCCGCAUUCAGCUCCUUAUGCGGAGCGACGACAACCGCCUGCGCGAGCUCAGGAUCUCCGCACAAGCCACGGCGGAUGGCCGGGUCCGCAGGCGGAACCAGAAGCUCGCCGUGGUCAUGAAGGCCUGCGACGGCCAGCACUGGAAGGACGCCGUGGUCAAGUGCCUGGAGCAGAAGUUCGGCCUCAGCAGGGCCGACCAGAGGAAGUGCCUGUCCUUCGAGUGGAGCGCCCACGAGCUGGCAGAAGAGCGGCGUGCCUCCAAGACCGUUCCAGACGUCAUGACCGUCUACAAGGUUCACAGCGUCACCGUGACAGUGAAGGACAAGAGGGUGCCCGAGCUGGCCACGCUCGGCCUGCCUCUCGGCCUGGACUUCACCACGCAGAAGGGCACCCGCUUCUGGAACUGGGCCCCCGUGGCCAACAGCAGGGAGGACAUGCUGAUCGAUCUGCUGAAGGCGAACGGCGUCAACAGUUCGGAGUUCCCCGCCGGUGCGUUCGCGGACCUCUACGACGAGGUCUACGAGAGCUGCCAGUCGACGUUGACGGUCGUUGACCGUGAGCUCGUGCGCAAGGUGAGGGUCAUCAAGCUUUGGAUGCACGCCGACAUCCUCGCAGUGGACCACGUCCUGCUCCUGGGCUCCAAAAUCCAGAGGGGCAAAAGUGACACAAACGACAAGGGGCGACCCCUCACGAUGAAGAUGCCACUGGAAGGGGACUGGAAGCAGGCGGUGGAGACAGUCCUCCACACGCGCCUUGGCAUGACGAGGGACACCCAGCUGAGCUGCAUCGCUGUCGACGAGGGCUCCUAUAGGGAGAGCGAACAGUGGUCGUACUCGUCCAGCUUUCCCGGUCUCAAGACCUGCUACAAGAUCAACGAGGUCACUGCCCGCGUCGUCAUGAACGAGGUCGAUGCGUCCACCUUGCACCGAAUCGGGCUGCCAGACGGGCAGAACUUCGCGUUCUCCAGGUGGGAGCCCGCGAGGGGGCCCGGCCAGGACGACCUCGUCAUCACCCACUGGCAGUGGCAGAGCAGCAGGGACCUCGUGAGCAGUCCCCUCGAGCCCGCGCCGGGCAAGGCGGCGCCCGCGGCAAAGACCUACGUCGAGGCGCGGCUGCAGAGGAGGCGCCACCUGGUCCCCGACUUCGAGGCCGCCCCAGAGCCGAAGGUCGGUUGUGGGCCGAUGUCGCCGCGCUCGCGCGCGCGCGGCGACACGUUGCUCGAGCGCCUCAUGAAGGGCAGGAAGAUGGACAUGAAGAGGGCCAGGCGCGCGGCAUCUCGUAUCUGUGACCCCAGAUACAGCUGCAGAGACUUCUACGAGGACAUCACCGCGGCUUUCCCGGAGCUGAGGCUCUACCUAUGCGGUGACAUGACCAGCGGACGCGCCGGCGAGGACGAGUACCAGCGCACGUUGGGCGCCAUGUUCUGCUUCUUUUGGAUGAUGCGGCUGCACCUCGACGGCGCUCACUCGUUCUGCUUCGGGCUUGACGAGAACUGGAAGCCGCGCCAGAAGCCGUACGACAACAGCUCCGAGGCAAUGGCGGAGUGGGAGCGACGGAGCGCGUUCCACCGGGACGCCGAGUGGGCAUCGCUGGAAUUGUUGUUGGUCAACGCUGGGUUCUUGGAGGAAGCCACGCCGCCAGAGUUGCAGCCAGCGCGCAAGCGGAGCUUCCUCGAGCUCGCGUCCAAGAGGGCGUACGUGUUGCGUAAGCAUGACGUGGAGCGGACGCUGGCCAUGCUGGUUCUCACCGCCAUCCACGACAUCAUGAAGACCGUCCAAUUAUUGCCCACUGUUAGUAAGAAGCACGGCACCUUCCGCGGGUACAAGGUCGGCGAGAUGAUCAACGACCACGACGCUGCGCUUGCAUACAUUCUCGAGCACUAUCCGAGCGUGCUCCCGUCGUACGCGGCCCUCUCCCGAGAGCAGCAGGAGAGCAUCAAGUUCACUCAGAGCAAGAUGGAGUACAACAUGGGCUGGCUUGUGCAGGCAGAGGCACCCCCGGGAGCCCUGUUCAGAAAGUUCAAGCGCGUUAUCGAGUCCGGCCAGGCAUCUCCGCAGGACCUUGCCUUUUAUUUUACGCACUGGUUCACCGAUCUGGCCGGCGCCGAGCCGUUCCCGACAGAGGGUUGCGAGAAGUUCGUGCUCAGAUUCCCCAAGCAUGUCCUGAACCAGUUCUUGCUGUCGUUCUCCAUCGUGCAGAGCAUAAGCGCUCCAGGCGCCACCGAGGCGAAAGUGUACGAGGAUUAUCUCCAGUGGCGGUGGGACAGCCAUAAGCCAGCACUCGGCCCCGCGCCCAUGGGCAAGGGGUCGAUCGCCAAGAUGCGUUUGGUUGUCAUGGCGCAGGGCGAUAGCGAGGCCAUCGUCCGAGCCUUCGACGCAUUGCCCGAAGAGGACAUGGAAGUACUCAGCACUGAGAUGUCCAUGGUGGACAUUUGGAAGCAGAGCUGGUCCCGCGAGAGGUCGGAGUUCCGGGGCCCCGCUAUCCUGGUCUACUACGCGCCCGCACUGAUGCAGAAGGCGGGGAAGCAGGACCCCCAUGGGGCCCUCCUGCUGCUCGCGGACGUGUUCCGCCAGGCCCGCGCCCUGUGGCCACUGUCCGAGGCGGCCGGGAACUGGUGGGUGUCGGUGCGCGUGGACCAGCUGAAGGAGCUCACGGUGAGGGAGAUCCGCGAGAGCAACCCGAGCAAGGUCUGGGCGGUCACGAAGCUGACGUCCCGCGAGGGCGCGGUCCAGCGCAUGUCGCUGCUCGAGACCCGGACAGGAGACUGGGACACCAACCACAGGGUCCUCGACGUCGGCGACCGCGGAGCCGUGGAGCCCCACCAGCGGGAGACGGCCGUCGCGGCCGCGGAGGGGGACCCGGAGGGGCAGGCCUCUGGCAAGAUCUGGUGGGGGCGCGGGGCAUCGUUCUACUGCAAGGUCGGCGCGGAGGCGAAGAACGACGUCCUAACAUGGUACAGGCCAAGCGCACGGACCGCGUCAUUCGUCUGGCGGGCGAAGCCAGGCGCAGCGCGCUCGCCGCGCCUGCGGUCGGAGUCCACCAGCUCGGGAGGAGAGAAAGUACGGCCGCAGAGCUUUCCUGCCGUUCGUUAUCGAGGUCGGGCUCCGCGGAGAAGCUGGAGUCGCGGCCCCAGUGGCGCCCGAAGGAGGACCGAGCAACGCGACAAUGCGGGCGACCAGCCGUGCGAGAAGUUGGCCAGCACGAGGCCGAGUCUGCCAGAGGGCUUCCAGCCGCCGCCCGGCCUCGAGGCCCCGGACGAGGCAGCGGGGCUCCAUCCGCCCCUCUUGCACGGCACCAACCUCCCGGCCAUAGGCCCGGCCGGCCGAGACGGCGAGCGCUGGGUGACCCGCGCCGAGGUCGGCGCCCACGACGGGAGCGGCGAGGUGACGUACCGCGACGGGGUCUACGACGUCACGCGCUACCUGGCGGAGGAGCACCCGGGCGGGCGGCUCCUCCUCCAGGUGCCGAGGGCCCUCGAGCGGCUGCGGAUAGGCCGGCUCGUCGACUUCGAGCCGGAGCAGAGCGGCCAUUGCCGCGCCGAGAAUCGGAGGCGGGCCUCAUCGCUGAGCGAGAUGCCCUACCAGUCCGAGACCCCCUCGGCGGAGCUGGCGCUCUCGUACUUCACCCCAAACGGGGCCUUCUACGUUCGCAACCACGCCCCAGUGCCCCACGUGCCGCCCGACGAGGCCGGCGAGCACGCCAUCACAUUCUGCAUGGGGGAGGACGAGGUCGCGACCCUGACGCUGGCGGAGCUCCGGGCCAGGUUCGGCACCGUGAGCGUCGUCUCCGUGAUGCAGUGCGCGGGCAACCGGGCGGCGGACAACAUCGCCGCCAACGGCGUCCACGCCAGCGGCUUCGUCGGAGGGGACAGCGAGCACAUCGGGCUCGGGAUGCUUGGAAACGCGCUCUGGCGCGGCCCUCGGCUGGCGGAGGUGUUGCGGGAGCUCCUGCCCCUGCGGGCCGGCGUGGACGCGGGCGACCUCCACGUGACUUUUGAGGGCCUCGACGGCUACUACACGUCUUCUGGGGAGCCCAACAACGGCACGGCCAUCAGCUAUCGAAGACCUCCGCGAGCUCCUGCUCGCGUGGCCGUGCGUGGCCGUUGUGGCUCCCCGUGCUCGCCCCUGCGCCACGUCCUGGACGGCUCGAGCGACGGCCUGCUGGCCGUGGAGAUGAACGGCGCGCCGCUGCCCCCCGACCACGGCUUCCCCGUGCGCGCACUCCUGCCAGGCGUCGCUGGUGCCAGGAACGUGAAGUGGCUCAGCCGGGUCACCGUGGGCGGCCGGACGGACUCGCCCUGGACGCGCCAGUAUUACCGCGACAGGCCCAGCCUGGAGCCGAUCCAGCUGCUGCCCAUGAACUCGGUCAUCUUGUCCCCUGAGCCGGGAGCCCAUGCGCCCGCAGAGGCGCGGGGGAGAAGAAGGAGGAGCAGGGAAAAUCAAUGA